AUGGGCUCAGACACGACUCCGGUUCCGCCGGCACUGCGGAAAAGGGUCUUGAAGGUGCUGUUCAUCUCGCUGCUGCUAGACUUGAUAUCCUUUACAUUCAUCCUCCCGCUAUUCCCCAAACUCAUCGAAUUCUACCGUAACCAUGAAACCGGAAAUCCGAACACGAUCCUCUCCAAGAUUCUCGCCGGCCUCAAUGCAUACAAGAACUCGUUCGCGAAACCCAUCAACUCCCGCUACGACAUAGUCUUGCUCGGAGGCGCACUCGGAUCGCUUUUCUCGCUGUGUCAGGCAGUCGCAUCCCCCUUUAUCGGAACACUUUCAGACAAAUAUGGCAGGCGCACAGCUCUUCUGUGGUCUAUGGUGGGCAACAUCUUCAGCGUUGCGCUCUGGGUUGCAGCGACCGACUUCCGCACCUUCCUUGCCAGUCGUGUGGUGGGAGGGCUGAGCGAGGGCAACGUGCAGCUUGCAAUGGCCAUUGCGACCGACAUCAGCGACGACAGUCAGAGAGGCUCGACAAUGGCGCUUGUGGGCGUAUGCUUUAGCAUCGCCUUCACCUUCGGGCCGGCGCUGGGCGCAUACCUGUCCACCCUACAGGUCAUGGACAAGAACCCAUUUGCUAUGGCAGCUGGCUUCUCUCUGUUCUUGAUCGUCUCGGAGACCAUCUACCUCUACAUUAGCCUCCCAGAGACGCUACCAUCAGCGAGCAAGGCUGAGAACGGCACCACGAACGGGCAUGCCAAAGGCAACGAAGCACCGAAACCUCGCGGCCGAACGAACUCGCACUUUCUACUCAACGCUACGCACUUUACCUUCAUCCUGUUCUUCAGCGGCAUGGAGUUCUCGCUACCCUUCAUGACAUACGACCUCUUCUCCUACCAGGCCAAGGACUCUGGCCGGUUGCUCGGAUUCAUCGGGCUAGUCGCCUCUCUACUCCAAGGAUCCGUAGUGCGGCGGAUGCACCCUCUCAAGGUGGUUCAAAUGGGAGUACUAAGCUGCACUAUUGCCUUCAUCAUGCUCGGCAGAGUCCAGACGCAGGGCGCACUUUACGGAGCCGCUGCGCUUCUUGCGGUAACAAGCGCGACGGUCGUGACCGGCCUCAACAGUCUCUCGUCAUUCGAAGCGAACGCUGAUGAGCGAGGCAACAAGCUGGGGAACCAUCGGAGCUUCGGUCAAAUCGGACGUUCCCUCGGACCCCUCAUCUUCUGCACCCUCUACUGGUGGGCGGGCCGCGAAACGGCAUAUGCGACCGGAGCUGCCGGCAUGGUCGGGGUCGGCGCAUUGGUGUUUGGAGGCCUCAAGGUGCCACCGGGCACGGAGAACAUUGGCAAGAAGGAGAAGAAGGCAGUCACCCCCGCACUCACUACGCUGCCUCUCUCACACCCACGUCCAACAUCUACGAAAAAGAGGAAUCCGGGUCCGGGAUCAGUCAAGAUGGAUGCAACAGCGGCUGCUGCAUCUGUAGCAGCUAUUUCCGGGCUAGCAGCAUACGUCAACGCGAAGUACCACAUUGCACAAGACCUGAGGGGACUGAGAUUCAAGAAGAACGCAGCUAGCUACUAUGAGCAACUCGAGAAAUCUAAGAGGCUAUCCCCUUGGUACGCUUUCGCGUCUCACGUUCCACUUUACAGCAACAACCAGGCCAUCUGGUCGCGGGAGAAAACGUACACAUGGCAACAAGUCCACGACCGCGCCGUCCAAUGGGGACACUUCUUUCUCUCACAGGGUGUAAAACCGGGAGAUAUGGUCGCUACUUACAUGAUGAACAGCGCAGACUUUAUGGUCAUCUGGCUUGGUCUGUUUUCUAUCGGUUGCGCGCCUGCUCACCUGAACUAUAACCUCAAAGGAGAAGGACUGGUGCAUUGUCUCAAAGUCGCGGAUGUGAAAGUUGUGCUUGUUGACGAGGAAGAGGGAUGUCAGGAACGAUUCGAAGGUGUGAGGACGACAGUGGAAGAGAUGGGUGUCACAGCUUUUAGAGUCGAUCAAGACCUGAUCAACAAGGUCCAGCAGCACAGCACUCAAGUACCCGGUGAUGAGUACAGAGAGAAUGUUGUUGGUUCUGAUCCGACAUGUCUCUUGUACACAUCAGGAACGACAGGUCUACCAAAAGGAGGAAAGUUCAUGGUAAACCGUUUCCACGAACGAGGAAAUCCGCAAACCCUUGCCUUUGACCAGAAAGCCGGGCCAGAUGGAGACCGAUGGUAUUGCUGCAUGCCGCUUUUCCAUGGCACAGGUGGUCUAUCUGCGCUGUCAGCGCUUUCAGGUGGAGUGAGCGUGGCGAUAGGACGGAAGUUUUCCGUCAGUACAUUCUGGGACGAUAUCCAUGACUCUCAGUCUACGCUUUUCGUUUAUGUUGGCGAAGCUGCGCGAUAUCUGCUGAUGGCGCCACCACAUCCACGGGAGAGGGACCACCGGCUACGCGCCAUGUACGGUAACGGCAUGCGACCGGAUGUCUGGAACAGGUUCAAAGAGCGCUUCAACGUCCCUGAGGUAAUAGAAUUCUUCAACUCGACAGAAGGCGUUCUGGGUAUGGUGGUUCAUAGCAAAGGACCCUUCACCGCAACGACAGUAGCACAGCACGGUGCUAUCAUCAGACGACUUCUUCACGACGUAUACAUACCUGUUCCUAUCGAUCCGGAAACUGGAGAGCUACUCCGAGACCCCAAGACCGGGUUCGUGAAGAGAAAUUCGUAUAACGAGGGUGGCGAGAUUUUGGUCGCAGUACCAAGUGAGGAAGCAUUCGCUGGAUACCAUAACAACCCAAAGGCCACGGCAAAGAAGUUCGAGAGGAACGUGUUCAAGAAGGGCGAUCUGUUCUACCGAUCUGGUGAUGCGCUCAGACGGGAUGACGAUGGACGCUGGUUCUUCCUUGACCGCUUAGGCGACACCUUCCGAUGGAAGAGCGAGAACGUGUCUACAGCUGAGGUGGCUGAGGUCCUCGGUCAAUACCCCGGUGUGGGUGAGGCCAUCGUAUACGGUACACUUGUCCCUGGUCAUGAUGGUCGCGCUGGCUGCGUCGCUCUCCGGCUUGCUGAUGGGGUCAGCCCCGACACCUUCGAUUGGAAAGCGCUAUUGGAGUACUCGAGGAGUAAGCUGCCGAGAUAUGCAGUACCGGUCUUCUUGCGCUUGGUCAAGGAAGCGAGUAAUACGGAUAACCAAAAGCAGAAUAAGGCACCGCUGCGGGCGGAGGGCAUGGAGAUUGAUAAGUUCGGCACUAAGGUUGUGGGUGGCAGUGGCGAUGUGGUUAUGUGGAUGAAGCCCGGUGCGGAUCGGUAUGUGAGGUUUACUAUGGGUGAUUUGGAGGCGUUGAGGAGUGGGAAGACUUUGCUGUAG
This is a messenger RNA of Alternaria rosae, 3330 nucleotides long. RefSeq lists its product as uncharacterized. Gene Ontology annotation, molecular function: long-chain fatty acid transmembrane transporter activity; long-chain fatty acid-CoA ligase activity; transmembrane transporter activity. The transcript has 6 exons. The coding region runs from base 1 to 3330 and encodes 1109 amino acids. Gene Ontology annotation, cellular component: membrane. Lineage: Eukaryota; Fungi; Ascomycota; Dothideomycetes; Pleosporales; Pleosporaceae. The record is from RefSeq and is a predicted model, not a curated record. Gene Ontology annotation, biological process: transmembrane transport.